AUGAGUACUUCAUCAAAAUUGGAUAGAGACUCUGAUCCUAAUAAGGUUGAUCAUUUCUUGUAUAGGAGUAUGAUUGGUAGUUUAUUAUAUUUGGAAGCAACUAGGCCAGAUAUUUCAUUUAGUAUAGGUGUUUGUGCUAGGUAUCAAGCUGAUCCUAGAGAACAACACAUUCUUGCAGUCAAGCGCAUUAUUCGUUAUGUCAAUAGUACAUUGAAUUAUGGAUUGCGUUAUUCUUCUAAGUCUAACUCUGAGAUUGCAGGCUAUACUGAUGUUGAUUGGGCUGGAAAUAAGGAUGAUAGAAAGAGUAAUUCAGGUGGUUGUUUCUAUGUUGGUACUAAUCUUGUUUCAUGCAACCAAAGGGUUACAGCUUUGAAUCUCUUUGAUAUGGGUCUCAGUGGCACCAUCGCUCUACAUCUUGGGAACCUCUCAUUUCUCACAUCUCUUGACAUUAGUUACAAAGGUUUCAACGGUCAUAUACCCAAAGAGUUGGCUAGUUUGGAUCGAUUACUAGAGAUCGAUUUACAAUACAACAACUUUAGUGGAGAGGUACCAUCAUGGUUUGGGAUCUUAUCAAAACUUCAACAUUUGUUUCUAUUUAAUAAUAGUUUCACAGGUACCAUUCCACCAUCAAUAUUCAACAUUUCAAAGCUAGAGAUGUUGAACAUAAACUACAAUUCUCUUCAUGGUAAUAUUUCACAAGAAACUGGUAAUCUGUCCAACCUGAAAGUGUUAGACUUGAAUUUUAACAAGCUUACGGGCUCCAUACCAUCUGCUAUAUUUAACAUGUCUUCACUGCAAGUAAUUGAUCUCACAUCAAACAACCUUUCUGAUAGUCUCCCAAUAGACAUGUGCACUCAAAUUUCUUUGCUUUAG
This is a messenger RNA of Cornus florida, 873 nucleotides long. RefSeq names its product receptor-like protein 35. The record is from RefSeq and is a predicted model, not a curated record. Bases 1 to 873 code for a protein of 290 amino acids. Gene Ontology annotation, molecular function: protein binding. The transcript has 2 exons. NCBI's taxonomy places the organism in Eukaryota, Viridiplantae, Streptophyta, Magnoliopsida, Cornales, Cornaceae.